AUGGGCAUGGGCGACCUUGGCCCCGCCCCCGGCGACUACGGCGGCGGCAUGAUGGGCGGCAUGGGCGGCAGGAUGCCCGACCCCUACGGCGCGCCCCGGGACCCCUACGGCGGCGGCGGCCCCAUGGGCUACGGCGGCCCCCCGCAGCGCGGCGGCGGCAUGAUGGGCGGAGCGCCGCCCCCCUACGGCGGGCCCCCCGACCCCUACGGGCAGGGCGGCAUGCCCCCGUCCUACGGCGGCCCUGGCGGCAUGCCUCCGUCCUACGGCGGCCCCGGCGGCAUGCCGCCCUACGGCGGCGGCGGCGGCGGCGGCGGCUUCCAGGGCGGUUUCUGA
Messenger RNA from Prorocentrum cordatum, 333 nucleotides. The record is from the annotation of a GenBank genome assembly. NCBI's taxonomy places the organism in Eukaryota, Dinophyceae, Prorocentrales, Prorocentraceae.